CCUGUGCUUUCCUCCCCAGGUCAACAUGGAUUUGUGGUUCUUUCUCCUUUUGCUCGGAAGUGGCCUGAUAAGUGUUGGUGCUAACAACGUUACAACAGAGCCACCCACAACAGUGUCCACCACCAUCAGGAGCCCCACCACAGCUCCUGCAGCAGGUCCUGAGCAUGGGACCACACCUAACACAAACAGACUCAACAUGAGCACUCCAGAGACUGUUUCUACCACAGCGCCAAAUCCUCCUCCAACCACAGCUGCCAGGAUCUCCCCCAACGCCACCACUGGCAGCCUCAACAUCUCCUCCACCCUGGGGACAACCGUGCCUGUGCCUCCAGCCCCGUCCCUGCUCCCCAGCGUGACGCCGUCGGCUCCAAGCACCGCUGUCCCCAGCACGGAGGCGGAGACGACCGAGAGGAAUUUCAGCAUGGUGGUGACAACACAGGAGACCUCUUCUGCUUCCCACAAUGGUAACUCUGACAGAAGAGAUGAGACUCCCAUUAUUGCUGUGAUGGUGGCCCUGUCCUCCCUCCUAGUCAUAGUAUUUAUUAUUAUUGUUCUGUACAUGUUGAGGUUCAAGAAAUACAAGCAGGCAGGGAGCCACUCCAACUCCUUCCGGCUGUCCAACGGCCGGACGGACGACACAGACUUUUGUAGAAUGAAGAUUUCCCAGCUUUCAUUCCACACCCUUUUUUUCCUGCCAUUUCAGGCUCUCCCAGCGUGUCCCAUACAGGCCACGUGUGAAGCUGCUUCCAAGGAGGAGAACAAGGAGAAGAACAGAUAUGUGAACAUUUUGCCCUAUGAUCAUUCCAGGGUUCACCUGACUCCCGUGGAAGGGGUCCCUGACUCCGACUACAUCAACGCCUCCUUCAUUAAUGGGUACCAAGAGAAAAACAAGUUCAUUGCUGCACAAGGACCAAAGGAAGAAACAGUGAACGAUUUUUGGAGGAUGAUUUGGGAGCAAAACACAGCGACAAUUGUCAUGGUGACCAACCUGAAGGAGAGGAAAGAAUGUAAAUGUGCUCAGUACUGGCCAGAUCAGGGCUGCUGGACCUACGGGAACAUCCGAGUGUCCGUGGAGGACGUGACCGUCCUGGUGGAUUACACCGUGCGCAAGUUCUGCAUCCAGCAGGUGGGAGAUGUCACAAACAAGAAGCCCCAGCGCCUGGUGACCCAGUUCCACUUCACCAGCUGGCCUGACUUCGGGGUGCCCUUCACCCCCAUUGGGAUGCUGAAAUUCCUGAAGAAGGUGAAGACCUGCAAUCCCCAGUAUGCAGGAGCCAUAGUGGUGCACUGCAGCGCCGGGGUGGGACGCACGGGCACUUUCAUCGUCAUCGAUGCCAUGCUGGACAUGAUGCACACGGAGAGGAAGGUGGAUGUUUACGGCUUUGUGAGCCGGAUCCGGGCUCAGCGCUGCCAGAUGGUACAGACAGAUAUGCAGUAUGUGUUCAUAUACCAAGCACUUCUGGAGCACUAUCUCUACGGUGACACAGAGCUGGAGGUGACCUCCUUAGAGAUCCACCUCCAGAAGAUCUACAACAAAGUGCCAGGGACCAGCAGCAACGGGCUGGAAGAGGAGUUCAAGAAGCUCACUUCAAUCAAAAUCCAGAAUGACAAGAUGAGAACGGGCAAUUUGCCAGCCAACAUGAAGAAGAACAGGGUGCUUCAGAUAAUUCCAUAUGAGUUCAACCGAGUAAUCAUUCCAGUGAAGAGAGGGGAAGAGAACACAGACUAUGUAAACGCUUCCUUCAUUGAUGGUUAUCGCCAGAAGGAUUCCUACAUCGCCAGCCAAGGGCCGCUGCAGCACACGAUAGAGGACUUCUGGAGGAUGAUCUGGGAGUGGAAAUCCUGCUCCAUAGUGAUGCUAACAGAGCUGGAGGAGAGAGGCCAGGAGAAGUGUGCCCAGUACUGGCCGUCCGACGGCUCCGUGUCCUACGGGGACAUCACGGUGGAGCUGAAGAAAGAGGAGGAGUGUGAGAGCUACACAGUGCGGGACCUGCUGGUGACCAACACCAGGGAAAACAAGAGCCGGCAGAUCCGGCAGUUCCACUUCCACGGCUGGCCAGAGGUUGGGAUCCCCGGGGACGGGAAGGGGAUGAUCAACAUCAUCGCAGCGGUGCAGAAACAGCAGCAGCAGUCUGGCAACCACCCCAUCACUGUGCACUGCAGUGCUGGAGCAGGAAGAACGGGCACCUUCUGUGCGCUGAGCACUGUCCUGGAGAGGGUGAAGGCAGAGGCCAUCCUCGACGUCUUUCAGACAGUCAAGAGUUUAAGACUACAGAGGCCACACAUGGUGCAGACACUGGAACAGUACGAAUUCUGCUACAAGGUGGUGCAGGAAUACAUCGACGCCUUCUCAGACUACGCCAACUUCAAGUGAAGAAAAACAGGAACAAAAAUCCACAGCCACCCACCCAAACCCCCUCAAAACAAAUGACAGAAGAGUUGCCUUCUUUAAUAUUUUGUAAUAUUCUGUUUGUUAAUAUACCCCCCCAAACAAAAAAAAAAACAAAAAACAAAACUAUGUGUAUAUAUCUUAACUGUUUUAGAGGUUGGUACCAUAAGCUUCAUAUUAGCUGGAGAUUUUAUAUGUAGCAAAAGUGUUAGUGCAGAUACUGUUGGCUCCUUUUUUUCCAAUGUUUUAUUGGGGAAUUAAAUAGCGUGAUGUUUGGAUUAAUAUUGUCAUACCAUCUCUCUUCUGGAGAGUUGAUACAGGCUGUUAUUUUGUUUGUAAAUCUUUUUUUCUUUUUUUUUUUCUUGAGGGAGUAAAGCCUUUUUAAAAAAAAAAAAAAAAAAA
This is a messenger RNA of Parus major (Great Tit), 2791 nucleotides long. RefSeq names its product protein tyrosine phosphatase receptor type A (gene PTPRA). The transcript has 21 exons. The coding region runs from base 26 to 2374 and encodes 782 amino acids. Gene Ontology annotation, biological process: protein dephosphorylation. Lineage: Eukaryota; Metazoa; Chordata; Aves; Passeriformes; Paridae. Gene Ontology annotation, molecular function: protein tyrosine phosphatase activity. The record is from RefSeq and is a predicted model, not a curated record.